GGAGGAACGACACCAGAAAAUAUUGCAAUCUCCUAUAGAACUUGCCAAACAAAUUUCACUAUGGCCUCCAUGAAGACAUCGAAUCGCCUGAAGGUGGUGAUGGAAGGAGGCAAGGCUGCUUUUGGAUGUUGGCAAAUGGCUCCAGGUUCCAAUGUUUCAAGAACGCUUGCUCGAACUGGUGUGGAUUUUGUUGUUGUUGAUUGUGAACGUAAGUUCCCUAUUAUAAACUCUUAUGAUAGGAUACGCCUUCCAGUUCAAGUUUUGACCAUACGUGAAAGUUCAACAAGUCAUCUUGCUUGAUUUUGUCGUGGGAAUGAAAGCUGACCCAUACAGAUGGAAACAUGGAUGGUACGAUAUGAAACUCCUCUUCGUUGUACCCUUUUCUCUUGGCUGGUGAGCCUUGCUCAUUUAAAUGUACGGACAACAAGGUAUCGAAAGGUCUGGUAGGCCGAUACAUGACUUGAUGACACUAUUGAAGGACGUGUAACCCAGUAAAAUGAACCAUUGGGCGCGAAGUAUAUGCCUCUUCAAGACACCUGAACACUAGCCCGGUGCGAGGACUUCGUGAAGUCCUAUUCAAAAAACGGCCAGAACAAGAUUGCUAACUCGUGGCCAGAUGCCGCGAUGCAUGAAGCAGUAGGCCUCUUUACAUCGCCUCAAUUCUGACCAAGACUGACUUGAGGAAUUGUUCAAUAGGUUCCAGCAAUCGCAGCAUGCGGAGUUUCGCCAAUCGUGAGGAUACCUGAUAAGUCAGAGCCAUCAAUCCAUUCAUGCCCUUAUGAUAGCUUCUAACAAUUCACGUCAGCCAAGGAUACAUGGUUAAGCGUAAGUCCGCGUGUACAAACCAUCCAGGAGCAUCACUAAUAAAUUCAAAGGGGCCUUGGACAGUGGUGCUCAUGGUAUACUGGUUCCGUUAUUAUACACGGUCGAGGACGCGCAAAAACUUGUUCGAAGCGCGAAGUUUCCUCCUCAGGGAACCCGAGGAUUUGGUUCACCUUUUCCUGCAGAACGUUUUGAUCCCCUGCUUGGCGCAACGGACUACCUCCAACAGGCAAAUGAUUCGAUUUUGACUAUCGUCCAGGUUCGACUCUAGUACAAAUGUCUUGAAAAACACUGCUGAUUCAUGUCCUCAUAGAUUGAAACCAAGGAGGCUCUAGAUGAUGUGGACGCGAUUGCGGCAGUUCCAGGAAUAGACGUCCUCUUCGUCGGACCUUUUGACCUGGGAAACAAUAUUGGCCAUCCAAUCCUAGAUGGCACGAUGCAUCAAAACCUGAUAACCGCGAUAGAUAAAGUCCUGAGGGCUGCGACUUCGGCUGGAAAGAAAGCUGGAAUCUUCUGUACGAGUGGCGAACAGGGAAGGAUUUUUGCAGAAAAGGGAUUUCAGAUGAUGAGUACUGCCACUGAUAUAUAUGUUCUGGCUGGGGGUGUAAUGGCUUCGUUGGCUACUGCAAAGGGCACGGGACCAGCGCCAAAAAUGCAAGGCUAUGGAAGUUGA
Molecule: messenger RNA, 1495 nt
Organism: Hymenoscyphus albidus
Lineage: Eukaryota; Fungi; Ascomycota; Leotiomycetes; Helotiales; Helotiaceae
Source: the annotation of a GenBank genome assembly